AUGAAGGAUUAUCUUGCCGGUACACACAAAGAUGCCGCUGAAGUGAAAGACGAAAUUAAGCAGUACUUGAAGGCUUUUCAGGAUUCUAAGUUUGCUGCCCAAUGCAAUUUUAAAGAAAACGUCGAAAGUGGGGCAUAUUACACCGGUAUUAGCGCUAGUGUUAGCAAUCGGCAUGUGCAUGUGGUGAGUGAAGGAGGAUCACAACCGACCGAAAAAAUGCCACCGGCGAGUGCUAAAGCGCACCGGAAUCAAGUUUUUUGGAUAUCGGGAGAUUCUUUUACGAGAAUGGUUUUUAUGAAAACGAUUGAUGCAUCAAAUUGCGUUAAAGAUGCUCAAAAAUUUUUUGAAUUGCUUGAUGGGGUUAUUGAAGAGAUUGGGGAAGAUAUAGUCGUUCAAGUGGUGACCGACAACGCAAGUAACUACAAAAAGGCCGGAGAGAUGUUAAUGAAGAAGAGGAAGAAAUUGUAUUGGACCCCAUGUGCUGCCCAUUGCAUCAAUUUGAUGCUUGAAAAAAUUGAGGAAUUACCACAACACAAAAAUGCUUUACUUAAAGCAAAAAAAGUUAGCAAUUUCAUUUAUAAUCAUCAAUGGGUGUUGAGUUUGGCAAGAAAGAUUCUUGGAAAAGAUCUUCUUCGACCCGCCGCCACAAGAUUCGCCACGAAUUUUUUGACGAUUCAAAGUCUUUAUGAUUCUAAAGAUGCUUUGCAACAAAUGUUCGUUUCUAAUGAUUGGAAGAAUUGUGCUUGGGCUACGAAAGACGAUGGAAAAAAUGUAAAGAUAAUAAUUAUGGAUGUGAGAUCUUUUUGGCCUAGUGUGGUCUAUACCCUUCAAACCACAAGCCCACUAGUUGAAGUGUUGAGGAUCGUUGAUGGUGAGCAAACACCCGCAAUGGGAUUUCUCUAUGGAGCGAUGGACGCGUGCAAAGAAAAGAUUACAAAGAACUUGAAUAAUGUCGUCGCUUCUUACAAAGAGAUAUGGAACAUCAUCGAUGAAAAAUGGGACUUUCAAAUGCACCGCGAUUUGCAUGCGGCUGCCUACUAUCUAAAUCCUAAAUUUCGAUGGAGUCCCGACGUUUCACAGCAUCCAGAGAUUAAGAGAGGGUUGUAUGAUGUCAUGGAACGACUCGUGAUGGAUACCGAAGUGUACAUGAAGAUUGAAGAACAACUAAUUCUUUACAAGGAAAAGAAAGGAUAA
Molecule: messenger RNA, 1194 nt
Organism: Helianthus annuus (common sunflower)
Lineage: Eukaryota; Viridiplantae; Streptophyta; Magnoliopsida; Asterales; Asteraceae
Exons: 1
Coding region: 1-1194 (397 amino acids)
Source: RefSeq, a predicted model, not a curated record